Drosophila subobscura is the source of this 1130-nucleotide messenger RNA. RefSeq names its product ADP-ribosylation factor-like protein 4A (gene Arl4). The coding region runs from base 94 to 1008 and encodes 304 amino acids. Gene Ontology annotation, molecular function: GTPase activity; GTP binding. Gene Ontology annotation, cellular component: cytoplasm. The record is from RefSeq and is a predicted model, not a curated record. The transcript is spliced from 5 exons. Gene Ontology annotation, biological process: intracellular protein transport; vesicle-mediated transport. NCBI's taxonomy places the organism in Eukaryota, Metazoa, Arthropoda, Insecta, Diptera, Drosophilidae.
UAAAUCAAUAGAAAAUAUUUAUCGCCUUAAGUUAUCGAACUGAAAUAAAAAAAUUAGCCAAAAGUAAUGUAAAGAAAAGUAUGUGUUUAUAAGAUGGGCGCUACAAUGGUUAAGCCAUUGGUAAAGAAUGGAAGCUUGUUAGAUGCAUUGCCAUCGCAGGGAACGUUGCAUGUUGUCAUGUUAGGCUUAGACUCUGCUGGAAAAACAACAGCACUAUAUAGACUUAAAUUUGAUCAGUACUUAAAUACAGUGCCCACUAUAGGAUUUAAUUGUGAAAAGGUACAAGGUACGAUUGGCAGAGCAAAGGGAAUUCAUUUUCUAGUUUGGGAUGUUGGAGGACAAGAAAAGCUGAGGCCGUUGUGGAGAAGCUACACACGAUGCACGGAUGGUAUUUUGUUCGUUAUUGAUUCCGUCGACACAGAACGCAUGGAAGAGGCAAAAAUGGAAUUAAUGCGUACAGCAAAAUGUCCAGAUAAUCAGGGUGUUCCUGUACUGAUUCUAGCAAAUAAACAAGAUCUUCCAAACGCAUGCUGCGCAAAAGAACUGGAAAAGCUUCUAGGACUCAACGAGCUUCACAAUCCAGUGCCGAACAUGCCAACGAUAAGUGCAAGCUCUUCUUCAACGAGUAACCUAAUUGGUUAUAGCUCUUCAAACCAAAGAAACGCAGAGAAAGCAGUAGAUACGCAUCUACCAAGCCAGCUCUUCUCUCCAACAACGCCUAUUCUUGAACAAACUUGCGAAAGCAAUUCGUCAAUGAUUAGUGGCACGAUGUCCUCAUUUUCAUAUAUGCCUUCUCACACGAAUUCGGCGGAAAAAGAGAAGAAAAUGCAGCACGAAACAAAACAAAACUGGCACACUACAAUAAAACAUAACAGUACUGAACCUUUAAAUGCUUUACACAUGAAAGGCUGGUAUAUACAACCGACGUGUGCUAUAACUGGCGAAGGUCUCCAAGAAGGCUUGGAUGCAUUAUAUGAAAUGAUUUUGAAACGUCGAAAAAAUAAAUAAGUCCCAUAAAAAGCGACGGUAGUAGUUAAAACAGCGGACCUCUGGGUACCUCUGGAAAAGUGUGUAGAACGUAAACUCUAUUUAGCACAAUUAAAUAAAUAAAAAUUCACAAAAAUUAGUAA